Molecule: messenger RNA, 710 nt
Organism: Parastagonospora nodorum SN15
Lineage: Eukaryota; Fungi; Ascomycota; Dothideomycetes; Pleosporales; Phaeosphaeriaceae
Exons: 2
Coding region: 1-657 (218 amino acids)
Source: RefSeq, a predicted model, not a curated record
AUGGAUAAGUUCCACAAUUCCUUUCAAACAACCAUUCCUUUUAAACAACCACUCCUUUCGUCAUCAUCGCAUACUCUCACCUGGUGUGAGCUGGACUGUCGUUUUUAUCUACUUUUUGUUACUCGCAAUAUACCUCGCACCACUACCGGAAACAUGAAGUCCUUCGCAUUUCUCUGCCUCAUCUCCGUAGCUCUAGCAGCUCCAAGCCCGCUCUCUUGGCGCAUCAAGGCCGCCGCACCAGCUGCGCCCGCUGCGCCCAAGGUCAACUGCACCGAAGUCCAGGCCAAGCUCGAGAAAGGCAUUAAAGCCAACCUUGACAUCCAAGCCCAGGAGCUCCAAGGUGUGCACGCUCUGCAGCUCCAGGGCGGACUCGCGGAGUUUGAGACUACGCAGCAAUCCGUAUUGAGCAUCCAGCAGAAGGGCAUCACGAUCCGCGCCGAAAACCAGAAGCUGGCCGCAGAGAUCAAGAGCCCAGCUGCCGACGGUUUGGCGAUCGUUGCUGGCGCGCAGACGAAGGAGAUGAUGCAGGUCAUGAGCUUGAAGGGUACGGCGGCAGAUGAGGCAACACUGAAGCUGUUGGUCCAGGAAGUGCAGGACGGCACGAAGCAGAACCAGAAGAACCUGGCAGCUGCUACAAACCAGACAUGUACGAAGUAAUCGUAAUAUCACCGACGGCACAAGAAGGCGACAUGGUUCAUGAAAUGAGUGUU